AUAUUAACAUUUCUAACAUAUUCAUAUUAGCCCCUGGCCUCUCAUAUACUGUUCCAAAUUAUUGAAUUUCCUUAUUACCUAGAAAACAGUUUUUUAGCCAAAAUACGACAUGAACUAUUUGAUUCAACGUGGAAAGGUACGCCAGCAGGCUAUCAAUGUGCCGGAGGGAUUGCCGGAGAUACUCUCGGACAUUACCCGGGAGGUAUUGAGGUGCCAGCCGACCAAGGAGUGCCUAUGCCAGUUCAUCAUUGACUACCUGCACUCCGUUAUCGUGACCAGGGAGAAGGCACUAGUGGCCAAGACCAUUUUGGACAGGGCUUUACGCCAAGUGGAUAGUAUCAUUUCGGACCUGUGCAUCUGCGACCUUUCGAAGGAAAAGUCCGAGCUGAUGGGCCAAGUACUGGAGGACUGCUUCCGUAACUUCCUAGAGAAGCGCCGCUGCGAGAUGCGUCGCGGCAAGCAGACCAUCAACUUUGAGGAUGUCGACAUCCUGGAGGAACUGCUCCAGAAGUGUCACUUCUCCGAAGAGGAAUUGGUUCUUUCACGACCUGCCAUAGAGAGUGCGUACAAGCGCUUCGUUGAAGCCUACAUGGCGGCUCAAAAGGGAACCGACGGUACGGAGCUACUCUAUCAGUACUUCCGCGAUCGGGAGAUGAAGCGAAUCCAGGAGUCGAUGCGCGAACAGGCGGCUAUUACAAUCCAAGCGGCCUGGCGCGGCUACUGGGUGCGCACCCAGUUCCCGAAGCAUAUCUGUGUCUGCACCUGUGCCUUGGAAAAAGAGGACGACGAGGAAGAGAGGCGCAGGAACGAGGCGGCUAUGGUUCUUCAACGCUUCUUCCGCAAUGUUAUGCUACGCCAAGCCACCAAGCCGGUGAAGGAUCCAUGUGCAGAUCCGUCUCCACACCUUUCAAAGGAGGACAGCUCUACGCCUUCUGCUACGAAGGAUGAAACCGUUAUUGCACCUACAAGUGGACUUGAAUCUGAAGCUGCACCGGGAACUGCACCUGGAACGGCUGCUGGAACUGCUCCUGGAACUGCACCGGCAUCGGCUCCAGCUACUGCACGCGGCUCCGAUAUGAAUGUGAGCCCCAUGGAUGAAGCAGCUCCGGCCGAGGGAGAAGCUCCACCAGCAGAUGCUCCCUCCGAGGCUCCUGCACCAGCAGAAGCUGCACCUGCGGCUGAAGGUCAAGAGGCGCCAGCAGAAGCCGCUGCAGAAGCCCCGCCUGCAGAAGAGGCACCGCCAGCAGAGGCUGCUCCCCCUGCCGAGGAAGCCCCGCCACCAGCACCACCAGCAGAAGAAGCAGCACCAGCCGCAGAAGAGGCUCCGCCACCGGCCGAAGAAGCCCCCGCAGAAGCCCCUGCAGAAGCCCCAGCAGAAGCCCCGCCAGCUGAGGAAGCAGCAGCCGAGUAGGAAUCUAUCACUUGAUUUAUUUUUUUCGGUUUAUUGUUAAAUCAUUGUUUGCGGCAAAUGAACAAUAAGAAGCCACAAAAGUUUAA
Drosophila ananassae is the source of this 1497-nucleotide messenger RNA. It is a transcript of the gene Rsbp15, whose product is annotated as fibrous sheath CABYR-binding protein. The transcript is spliced from 4 exons. The record is from RefSeq and is a predicted model, not a curated record. Lineage: Eukaryota; Metazoa; Arthropoda; Insecta; Diptera; Drosophilidae. Bases 110 to 1411 code for a protein of 433 amino acids. Gene Ontology annotation, molecular function: protein binding.